UCGGAACUCAGAACUUCAGGAGUUCUUUUCUUCUUUAGUUAAGUAAUUGCUAAGUAAUUAAUUAAUUGUUUUUUGUCUUUUUUUUCUAUUCACAUACCUUGUCUGACCAUCAAAGGAACCAACAAUCAACAAAUCAGCAAGAAUCAUCUUCAACAACAACACUAACAAUGGAUGCAAAUGCAAAGAAAAAUGUUUCGAAAAAAACCAAGAAAAAGAACGAUUUAGAUGAACUCAAACAAGAACUUGAAGUGGAUGAUCAUAUCAUUACUCUUGAGGAAUUGUGUUCUCGUCUUAAAACUGACCCAGUAAAAGGGUUAACUUCAACUCAAGCUAAAGCUGUUUUACUGCGCGAUGGACGAAACGCUCUGACCCCACCACCAACGACCCCUGAAUGGGUCAAAUUUUGCAAACAACUUUUUGAAGGAUUUGCUAUGCUUCUUUGGAUUGGUGCCUUCUUAUGUUUUGUCGCUUAUUCCAUUUCAGUUUCUACUCAGGAUAAUCCGUCUCCUGAUAAUCUUUAUCUUGGUAUUGUACUAGCAGUUGUAGUUUUUAUCACUGGAGUAUUUUCAUAUUACCAAGAGGCCAAAAGUUCAGCCAUCAUGGAAUCAUUCAAAAGUAUGGUACCUCAAUAUGCUUUGGUUAUACGUGAUGGUCAAAAGUUGACCAUUCCAGCGGAAGAGGUUGUUGCUGGUGACGUUGUUGAAGUAAAAGGAGGUGAUCGAAUUCCUUCCGAUAUUAGGAUUAUCUCCUCUCACCAAUGUAAAGUUGACAAUUCUUCCUUGACCGGAGAAUCCGAGCCACAAACUCGAAGUCCCGAAAAAACCCAUGACAAUCCAUUGGAAACUCGUAAUCUUGCCUUUUUCUCGACUAAUUGUGUUGAAGGAACUGCCACUGGUAUUGUCAUUCGAACUGGAGAUCGAACUGUUCUUGGUCGUAUUGCCAAUUUAACCUCAGGUCUUGAAACAAGACAAACACCAAUCAAUCGUGAGAUUGAACAUUUUAUUCACAUAAUCACCGGAGUCGCUUUCUUUCUUGGAAUAUCUUUUUUCAUUAUCGCAAUUUUCCUUGACUACAAUUGGCUUGACGCUGUUAUCUUUUUAAUUGGUAUCAUUGUCGCCAAUGUACCCGAAGGUCUUUUAGCCACCGUUACCGUGUGUUUAACCUUAACUGCCAAAAGAAUGGCUUCGAAAAAUUGUUUGGUCAAAAAUUUGGAAGCCGUUGAAACUCUUGGUUCAACCUCGACAAUUUGUUCUGAUAAAACUGGUACUUUAACCCAAAAUCGAAUGACAGUGGCCCAUAUGUGGUUCGAUAAUCACAUUAUCGAAGCAGAUACAACUGAAGAUCAAUCAGGUUUAUCGUAUGAUAAAUCAUCUCCUGGUUGGAAAGCUCUUGCCAGAGCUUGUAUGCUGUGUAGUAGAGCUGAUUUCAAGGGAGGCCAAGAAAAUGUUCCCAUCUUGAAGAGAGAGACUGCUGGAGAUGCUUCUGAAUCUGCUAUUCUUAAAUGCCUUGAAUUGGCCUGUGGGGAUGUUGCUGCUUACCGGAAAAAGAAUAAGAAAAUUUGUGAAAUUCCUUUCAAUUCAACCAAUAAGUAUCAUGUAACCAUCCACGAAAAUCAAGAUAAGAAUGAGGGUUACUUAUUGUGUAUGAAAGGAGCUCCUGAAAGGAUUUUGGAACGUUGUUCAACCAUUUAUAUCAAUGGCCAAGAAAAGGUUUUAGACGCAGAAAUGAAAGAAGCUUUUAAUUAUGCUUACCUUGAACUUGGUGGUCUUGGUGAGCGUGUUAUCGGUUUUUGUGAUCUUGUUCUACCCAAAGAUAAAUAUCCAAAUGGAUAUUCAUUUGAUCCUGAUGAGGCAAAUUUCCCGUUGAGUGGUUUACGUUUUGUUGGACUUGUUUCUAUGAUUGAUCCUCCUCGAGCUGCUGUUCCUGAUGCUGUUGCCAAGUGCCGUUCAGCUGGUAUCAAGGUUAUUAUGGUCACUGGUGAUCAUCCAAUCACUGCCAAAGCAAUUGCCAAAUCAGUUGGCAUCAUUUCAGAUGGCCAUGAAACAGUUGAAGAUAUUGCUACUAGAAAAGGAAUACCUGUUGAUCAGGUUAAUCCUCGUGAAGCUUUAGUUGCAGUUGUUCAUGGAGGUGAACUUCGUGAUUUUACUUCAGAACAACUUGACGAUGUGCUAAAAUACCACAAGGAAAUUGUCUUCGCUCGAACUUCUCCCCAACAGAAAUUGAUUAUCGUUGAAGGUUGUCAACGAUUAGGUGCCAUUGUAGCUGUAACCGGUGAUGGUGUCAACGAUUCACCGGCUCUUAAAAAAGCCGAUAUUGGUGUUGCUAUGGGAAUCGCUGGUUCUGAUGUUAGUAAACAAGCUGCUGACAUGAUCUUAUUGGACGAUAACUUUGCCUCCAUUGUGACUGGUGUUGAAGAGGGUCGACUUAUCUUCGAUAAUCUUAAAAAAUCAAUCGCUUAUACUUUAACCAGUAAUAUUCCCGAGAUCUCACCUUUCCUAUUCUUCAUAAUUUUCAACAUCCCUCUUCCUUUGGGAACUGUAACCAUCCUUUGCAUUGAUUUGGGUACUGACAUGGUUCCAGCUAUUUCAUUGGCUUACGAACAAGCUGAAAGUGAUAUCAUGAAACGUCAACCUCGUGAUCCAAAUAAGGAUAAACUUGUCAACGAAAGACUUAUCUCUAUGUCUUAUGGUCAAAUCGGUUUCAUUCAGGCUGCUGCGGGAUUUUUCACCUAUUUUGUUAUCAUGGCUGAAAAUGGAUUCCUACCCGAGUUCCUUUUCGGUAUCCGUCACGACUGGGACUCAAAAGCUAUCAACGAUGUCGUGGAUUCUUAUGGUCAAGAAUGGACAUACAAAUCUCGCAAACAAUUAGAAUACACUUGUCACACUGCCUUUUUCGUCGCCAUUGUUAUCGUUCAAUGGACCGAUUUGAUUGUUUGUAAAACAAGACGAAACUCUUUAAUGCAACAAGGAAUGAAAAAUCACGCUUUAACUUUUGGAAUCUUUUUCGAAACUGCCUUGGCUGCCUUUCUCUCAUACACACCGGGAAUGGACGUCGUUCUUAAACUAUACCCUCUCAAACUCUCCUGGUGGUUCCCUGCCAUGCCAUUUGCUUUAUUAAUUCUCGUCUAUGAUGAGGCUCGAAAAUUCAUAAUCCGAAGAAAACCCGGUGGUUGGGUUGAACUAGAGACUUAUUAUUAAACUUCUUUUGAGUUCUAAUUGUUUUCCUGUUGACAUCGCAAUCGAAAAUUUAAAGCUAUGAUUAGAUAUUCAAUUCUAGAAGGAGAAAAAAGAAGAGAAAAUUUUUUUUAGUAUAAAUAACAAUUAAGCAAUAGCUAUAAAAGACAAAAGAAAAGUAUCAAAAAUCUACUAAUUUUAAAUUUCAUUCCUCAUCUCUCUCUUUUUCUCUCUCGCUCACUCAUCAAUUCAUUAUUUUAAUUUUUGCCCCUAAACAUAAGACAAUUAAAUCACUAACCUGAAAAUUCACUAAUGAUACUAACCCUCAAAACCACAUUAUCCACAAAAACAAAUUGCUCAUGCAAAGUAACGAGAUGAAAAGUUUGUAACUGCAAUCAAAUAACAACAAAAACUACAACAAUUCAACACUCAAUCCCACGUGCAAAGGAAUCCAUCCUCGGAUCAUUGCGAUUUCAGUUAUUACAAUUAAUCACUUAUUUUAAAAACAAUCAACUACAACAAGAAACCAUUUCAACAAAAUCAAAGAGAAAAAAAAUCAAUUCUUAAAGGGUUAAGUCUUUGUGUUCACCCCAAAAAAAGUGAUUAACAAUCAAAGCUAAUAAUAAACUCUCAUGUUCGUGAUGAUUUAUCAUUUGGAAUACACCUUGGAAAUCCUAAUAAUACCCUGAGUGUGUGUGUAUCUUGAUUGUAAUGAUGAUGAAAAUGUUUCACAAUCAAAAUUGAUUGUGUGACUUGUUUUAUCAAUGAGAAUCAUUUUCUGUCCAGAAAAACAAAAAAGUCUCAACCAUUAAAAUGAUUAACUUUAAUUCAGCUAACACCCAAAAAAAUGAAUUACUAUUCAUGAUUACUAUGAUUAACCGGAAACAACUAGUUUCCGUAGCAAUUUAUCAAUGAGAUUGCUCAACUAAUUAAUAAUCAUUAUUAUCCUGGCAAAUGUGAUCAAUAUUUCAUUGAGAAAACUAAAUUUACUCGAUUAUUAUUAUUGAUUUUGUUUUACCUUUGCUUUCAAUGAUUUGGUUUCAUUUUUCAUCAUAAUUAACUGUCUACAAAUUGUUAAUCAUUCAGUUAUAUUGAUCACAAUUUAGGGUUAGGUUGAUAAAACAACAUUAAAUUGUGGCAAUCAUGUUAUUUAUGAUCAUAGUUGAUUAAUUGUUGAUAAAAUGAGUGAUUUUUUUGUUUCUGCUCUUCGUUGGUUCAGCUUAAUUGUUACAAUGUUUUGAUUUUCGUUUAUUUUGAUUCGUUGUUGUAAUUAAAGUGAUGACACAACAGAAAAUUAAUAUUAAUUUAAUUGUUAAUUGCUUUUUAUUGGACUUGGUUAAAUAAAUUGAGCAACUUUUUGUUGUUUCUCAAUACAAUAUUA
Panonychus citri (citrus red mite) is the source of this 4554-nucleotide messenger RNA. RefSeq names its product sodium/potassium-transporting ATPase subunit alpha-like. Gene Ontology annotation, cellular component: membrane. Gene Ontology annotation, biological process: intracellular potassium ion homeostasis; sodium ion export across plasma membrane; intracellular sodium ion homeostasis. NCBI's taxonomy places the organism in Eukaryota, Metazoa, Arthropoda, Arachnida, Trombidiformes, Tetranychidae. The transcript has 9 exons. The record is from RefSeq and is a predicted model, not a curated record. Gene Ontology annotation, molecular function: P-type sodium:potassium-exchanging transporter activity; ATP hydrolysis activity; ATP binding. The coding region runs from base 168 to 3197 and encodes 1009 amino acids.